This is a messenger RNA of Daldinia loculata, 1463 nucleotides long. Its product is annotated as ATP synthase delta chain. The transcript is spliced from 5 exons. Gene Ontology annotation, molecular function: proton-transporting ATP synthase activity, rotational mechanism. Lineage: Eukaryota; Fungi; Ascomycota; Sordariomycetes; Xylariales; Hypoxylaceae. Gene Ontology annotation, biological process: proton motive force-driven ATP synthesis. The record is from RefSeq and is a predicted model, not a curated record. The coding region runs from base 737 to 1243 and encodes 168 amino acids.
GCAAUGAUGCAAUAGACGGAGUUUCAGUAAACACCUUCUAAUAAAUUAGCGCGCUAAUGAGAAUGCAUUAUUUCGCAGCCUAGCUACGUAUUUAACCUAGGCAUAUUGAAAGCUUGAGUUGUACAGAGAUUCAUUGAUCCUGGCAUACAACUCGAAAUCAAUUGAUGAUCCUCGCUUGGCAGGGCAGAGUUCGCUUUAACGAGACUACUUUGUUCAGAACCCAACCCGCCACGUUUUGACAGCGAUGUCACUUUACUACCUAAUGUUUGUAGUGUAGAACAAGCGGCAUUAUAAUUAACCGGUGUAGAUAGUAGAUAUCUUAACCAUGAAUUCUAUCGUGCAUUCUUGGGUUAUUUCCGGAGGUUCCCAUGAAACAAGAAGUAAGAGAAGUAAUUGGCUUUUGAAUACGGAUACCAAGAUUUAAGAUAUCAUGCCAUCUAUUUGUUGUAAGUGAUCACUCAUGUGCUACAAUAAGGUUCCCAGCCAGCUUGAGGUGUGGCUUGAUGACUAAAGUGGAUCACUCAAACAUGUGAUUUACUAUUCUGUCGACUCUGUCUGUCUGCCUGUCUGUCUGUCUGUCAAAGUCGGAUGCCUUAAAGUCACGUGCUUUAACCAUACCAAAUGAGGCUAGACUCAAUUCUCUGCCGAAAGCCCGACAACUUCGAAAUUGCUUCAAGCCAACGAUCAUCGUGAGCUUGCCCUGUCGCGUAUUCCUCAAUUGGCAGCACUAGUCAUCAUGAACACUCUCCGUGUCGCUCGCGCAGCCCUUAGGGCUCGUCCCGCAGCUAUGCGACUCCCUAUUCAGCCCCUUCAGCGAAGGACCUACGCUGAAGCCGCAUCCGACAAGAUUAAGCUGAGCUUGUCCCUCCCUCAUCAGUCUAUAUACAAGUCCCAAGAUGUUGUCCAAGUCAACAUCCCUGCCGAGUCUGGAGAAAUGGGUGUUCUUGCCAACCACGUGCCUUCGAUUGAGCAAUUGAAGCCAGGUCUGAUCGAGGUUGUAGAGGAGAGCGGUAGCAGCAAGCAAUUCUUCCUCUCCGGUGGCUUUGCCGUCGUGCAGCCCAACUCGGUUCUAAGCAUCAACGCUGUCGAGGGAUACCCUCUUGAAGAUUUCAGCGCAGAAGCUGUUAAGGCACAGAUCGCCGAAGCACAAAAGGUUGCGAACGGUAGCGGAAGUGAGCAGGACAUUGCGGAAGCCAAGAUUGAGCUAGAGGUUCUGGAGAGCUUGCAAGCUGUUCUCAAAUAGAUCAUGUCUUAGAGAAAAGGGGAGAGAAAGUUAAAUGGCAACCUGUAUAUCAUGAACAUGCUCCAUAUCACAAAGCCGCCUAAUAGCACGAACUGAACAUGCUUAAGGUCUACUAGACGUUAUAGUACUUUCCGCUAUUCAUAUCAGUGCUUGCCUUAUUUCUUCCUACAGCUUCCCUACCUUUUCUCGCUAGGGUUUAUAGUUAAAACCUUGCUAUUUC